Molecule: messenger RNA, 6639 nt
Organism: Balaenoptera acutorostrata (minke whale)
Lineage: Eukaryota; Metazoa; Chordata; Mammalia; Artiodactyla; Balaenopteridae
Gene: ESPL1
Product: extra spindle pole bodies like 1, separase
Exons: 31
Coding region: 131-6481 (2116 amino acids)
Biological process (GO): meiotic chromosome separation; proteolysis
Cellular component (GO): centrosome; mitotic spindle; nucleus
Molecular function (GO): cysteine-type endopeptidase activity
Source: RefSeq, a predicted model, not a curated record
GCCGAGGUGAAUGGGGCCCCAGCGCUGACUUGAGGAAGAGGCCGGGCGUCUCUACGAGGGAGGGUCGGGAGACCUCGGGACGUCCUGGUGGUGCUGAAGAGCUCGGUGGAGGCCUCCGUCCCGCGGCACCAUGAGGAGCUUCAAAGGAGUCAACUUUGGGACUCUGCUAAGAAGUCCAAAGGAGGCUGAAGAGCUGCUGCCUGACUUGAAGGAGUUCCUGUCCCAGCUUCCAGCUGAUUUUCCCAGCUGCCGAUCUGAUGCCGAGAGGAGGCAAGCUUGUGAUGCCAUCCUCAGGGCUUGCAACCAGCAGCUGACUGUCAAGCUGGCUUGCCCUAGGCACCUGGGGAGCCUGCUGGAGCUGGCAGAGGUGGCUUGCGAUGGCUACUUGAUGUCUACACCCCAACGCCCACCCCUCUACGUGGAACGAAUUCUCUUCAUCUUUCUGCGGAACACUGCUGCACAGGGAAUCCCAGAGGCCACAUUCCGAGUCGCUCAGCCCCUCCAUACCUGCUUGGUGCAGUGUUCUCGACAAGCUGCUCCCCAGGACUAUGACGCUGUGGCUCGGGGCAGCUUUUCUCUGCUUUGGAAGGGGGCAGAAGCCCUGGUGGAGCGGCAAGCUGCAUUGUCAGCUCGGCUAAAGGCCUUGAGCUUUCUAGUACUCUUGGAGGAUGAAAGUACCCCUUGUGAGGUUCCCCACUUUGCUUCUCCGACAGCCUGUCGAGUUGUAGCUGCCAAUCAGCUAUUUGAUGCCAGUGGGCAUGGUCUGAAUGAAGCAGAUGCUGAUUUCCUAGAUGACCUGCUCUCCAGGCAUGUGAUCAGAGCUUUGGUGGGAGAGGGAGGGGGCCCUCCUGGUCCUCUUUCCCCGCAGAGGGCCCUCUGUCUCUUGGAGCUCACCCUGGAACACUGCCGUCGCCUCUGCUGGGGCCACCACCACGCCAGAGCCACCAGGGCAGUGGAGAAGGCCUACAAUUACCUAAGGAACACCAGUCUGGCCCCCAGCCUCCAGCUUUGCCAGCUGGCAGUUGAACUCCUGCAGGUUGGCGAGGGAGGACCCCAGGCAGUGGCCAAGCUUCUGAUCAAGGCAUCAGCUGUCCUGAAAAACAGCAUGGAAGCACCGUCACCCGCACUGCGGGCAUUGUGUGACAGCUGCCAAUUCUUCCUCUCAGUCCUGGAGCGAGGCACCAAGGGGCACUAUGGACCUGAUGCCAUUCUGGGCCUCUUUGCUUUUCUUGGCAGCUACUGUUGCCUCAUCCGGCAGCUGCAGGAUGGUGUCUGUGGGGACUCGUCCAAGCAACUGCAGGCUUUGGUUCAGAUGCACUUUCAGGGACUUCACCUCUACACUACGGUGGUUUAUGACUUUGCCCAAGGCUGUCAGGAAGGUGAUUUGGCUGACCUGGCCCAGCUAGUGGAAAGCUGCAAAUCUACUGUUGUCUGGAUGAUGGAGGCCUUACAGGGCCUGUCAGGCCGAGAGCUGACUGACUACCUGGGGAUGACUGCCUCUUACACCAGUAACCUGGCCUACAACUUCUAUAGUCACAAGCUGUAUGCCGAGGCCUCUGCCAUCUCCGAGCCCCUCUGUCAGCACCUGGGCUUGGCAAAGCCAGACACCUAUCCUGAGGUGCCUCCUGAGAAGUUGCACAGAUGCUUCCGGCUGCACGUAGAGAGUUUGAAGAAACUGGGUAAACAGGCCCAGGGCUGCAAGAUGGUGACUUUGUGGCUGGCAGCCCUGCAGCCCUGUGGCCCCAAACACAUGACUGAGCCAGUCACCUUCUGGGUCCGGGUCAAGAUGGAUGCAGCCAGAGCCGGAGACAAGGAGCUACAGCUGAAGACGCUUCGAGACAGCCUGAGUGGCUGGGACCCGGAGACCCUGGCCCUCCUGCUCAGGGAGGAGCUGCGGACCUACAAGGCGGUGCGGGCCGACACGGGGCAGGAACGUUUCAACGUCAUCUGCGACCUGCUGGAGCUGAGCCCCGAGGAAACACCGGCCGGGGCCUGGGCCCGGGCCACCCACCUGGUGGAACUGGCUCAGGUGCUCUGCUAUCACAACUUUGCCCAGCAGACCGACUGCUCUGCCUUGGAUGCCAUCCGGGAAGCCCUGCAGCUUCUGGAGUCUGUGAGGCCCGAGGCCCAGGCCAAGGAUCGGCUUCUGGAUGAUAAAGCACAGGCCCUGCUGUGGCUCUACAUCUGUACCCUGGAGGCCAAGAUGCAGGAGGGUAUUGAGCGGGAUCGGAGAGCCCAGGCCCCUAGUAACCUGGAGGAGUUUGAAGUCAAUGACCUGAACUAUGAAGAUAAACUCCAGGAAGAUCGUUUCCUAUACAGUAACAUUGCCUUCAACCUGGCUGCAGAUGCUGCUCAGUCCGCAUGCCUGGACCAAGCCCUGGCCCUGUGGAAGGAGGUGCUUACAAAGGGGCAGGCCCCCGCCGUGCGGUGUCUGCAGCAGACAGCAGCCUCCCUGCAGAUCCUAGCGGCCCUCUAUCAGCUGGUGGCAAAGCCCCUGCAAGCUCUGGAGGUCCUCCUGCUCCUACGGAUCGUCUCCCAGAGACUGGAGGACCACGCAAAGGCAGCCGGCUCCUCCUGCCAUGUCACCCAGCUCCUCCUGACACUCGGCUGUCCCAGCUAUGCCCAGUUGUACCUGGAAGAGGCAGAAUCAAGUCUGAAGCUUUUGGAUCGCACCACAGAUACAUGCCUGCUCCUUUCCCUGACCUGUGACCUCCUGCGAAGUCGACUCUACUGUGCUUGCCAGAAGGUGGCUGAGGGUGCCUCUCUGCUGCUGUCUGUGCUUCAGGACCCUGCCCUCCAGAGGUCAUCCAAGGCCUGGUACCUGCUGCGCGUCCAGGCCUUGCAGCUUGUGGCAGUCUACCUUGGCCUCUCAUCAGACAGACUUUCGGCCUCCCUGUGGGAGCAGCUCUGUGCCCAAGGCUGGCAGACGCCUGAGAUAGCGCUCAUCGACGCCCAUAAGCUCCUCCGAAGCAUCAUCCUCCUGCUCAUGGGCAGCGAUGUGCUCUCGGUUCAAAAAACAGCUGUGGAGACACCAUUUCUGGACUAUGGUGAAAAUCUGGUACAAAAAUGGCAGGUUCUUACUGAGGUGCUAAGCUGUUCGGAGAAGCUGGUCUCCCGCCUGGUCCACCUGGGUAGUGUGAGCGAAGCCAAAGCCUUUUGCUUGGAGGCCCUGAAACUGACAACAAAGCUGCAGAUACCGCGCUGGUGUGCCCUGUUCCUGGUGCUGAAGGGGGAGCUGGAGCUGGCGCGCAAUGACAUCGACCUCUGUCAGUCGGACCUGCAGCGGGUUCUGUUCUUGCUCGAGUCUUGCACAGAGUUUGUCGGACUAGCCCAACACCCAGACACUGUGAAGAAGGUCCACUUGCAGAAGGGGAAGCAGCGGGCCUGGGUGCCCCAUCCUCCAGAGCUUCCAGAGGAAGAGCUUGUUCUAAGAGGCGCUGCCCUGGAGCUGGUGGCCACCGUGGCCAAGGAGCCUGGCCCUGUAGCACCUUCUACUAACUCCUCCCCGAUCCUGAAAACAAAGCCCCAGCCCAGCCCUGGCUUCCUGACCCAUUUGCCCACUUGUGACUGCUCGCUCUGUGCCAGCCCUGUCCUCUCAGCAGUCUGUCUGCGCUGGGCGUUGAUCACAGCAGGGGCGAGGCUGGCCAUGGGCCAUCAGGCCCAGGGCCUGGAUCUGCUGCAGGUUGUGCUGAAGCGUUGCGCUGCGGCCAGUGAGCGCCUCACCCAAGCUCUACAAGCUUCCCUGAAUCACAAAGCAGCCCCCUCUCCUGUCCUGGGCCUCUUCGAUGAGAUCUCGGCUCAGGCAUAUGCACAGCUGGCACUGGAGGGACUGAGCCAGCUGUCAAACAAGAGCCUGGAGAAGGUCCUGGAGUCGGGGCUAAAGUUUGUGGCGGCUCGGAUACCCCACCUGGAGCCCUGGCGAGCCAACCUGCUCUUGGUUCGGGCCCUUGCAAAGCUGGCUGGCCUCAGCUGCUGCACUCCCCGACUUUUUGCGAGCUCCUGGGGCUGGCAGCCACCAUCAGUAAAGACCCCUGCAGGCUCAGAACCCUCUAAGCCUUGGAGCCAAAAACAUUGUGGACGAAGACGCCAGCAAGAGGUCUCUGCUACCCUGCCACUCUCACAUACCUCUAUGAAAGGUCUGGAAGGUAGAGGACCACCCUGUACACCUAAGCCCCCAGGUCGGGUCAGGCAGGCUGGCCCUCGUGUCCCCUUCACCGUGUUUGAGGAAGUCUUCCUUACAAAGAGCAAGCCUGAGGUUCCCAAGGCCCCCAGGGUACAACAGAGGGUCCAGACACGCCUCAAGGUGAACUUCAGUGAUGACAGUGACCUGGAAGACCCUGUCUCAGUUGAGGCACGGCUUGCAGAGGGGCCCAAGGGACGAGGCACUGCUUCCCGGGGCUGGGGCCGGGGCCAGGGCCGGGGCCGGGGCCGGGCCAGGAAGGGCCCGAGCGUGAAGACAAACGUGGGGGCCGCCCCAGGCAGUGCCCCUGGGCACCCUGGCCUCAGUGGCAGAAGCCGGAGGGUCAAGAAGCUGGCAUCAGGACAUUGUGAGGAGCUGGGCCCUGAGAUGAUGAGGACCAUCCUUGAGGAGGAACUGACUGACAAGCAGAUGGAAAUGAGCUUUGAGAUCCUCAGGGGCUCUGAUGGGGAAGACUCAGCCUCAGGUGGGAAGACCCCAGCUCCAGGGCUCGAUUCCGCCAUAGGAGAAUGUGAGGUGUUGAGACGGGAUGCCAGCAAAGAGGAGCUGCCCGUCCGGGGCCCAGACAAGGAGAGAGACAAGGAUCUUGGUCCUCGGCUCCGACUCCCCUCGGCCCCCGUAGCCGUCAGUCUGUCUAUCCUGGAUUCCAUCUGUGACUCACUAAGCAUUGCUUUCCGUGGGGUCAGUCACUGCCCUCCUAGUGGGCUCUACGCUCACCUCUGCCGCCUCCUGGCCUUGUGCCUGGGCCACCGGGAUCCCUAUGCCACUGCCUGCCUUGUCACCGAGUCUGUCUCCAUCACCUGUCGCCACCAGCUGCUCAUCCACCUCCACAGGCAGCUCAGCAAGGCCCAGAAGCGCCGAGGAUCGCUUGAAAUAGCAGACCAGCUGCAGGGGCUGAACCUCCAGGAGAGGCCUGGAGACAUACCCCUGGCCCGCAUCCAGCGCCUCUUUUCCUUCAGAGCGUCGGGAUCUGGCCACUUCCCCCAGCCCGAGGAGGAGAGUUUCCAGGAGCGCCUGGCUCUGAUCCCCAGUGGGGUGACCGUGUGUGUGUUGGCCCUGGCCACCCUGCAGCCUGGAACCAUGGGUAACACCCUCCUGCUGACCCGGCUGGAAAAAGACAAUCCCCCAGUCACCGUGCAGAUCCCCACUGCCCAGAACAAGCUUUCUGUGAGUUCGGCCCUGAAAGAGUUUGACGCCAUCCAGAAGGAACAGAAAGAGAACAGCAGCUGUACUGACAAGCGAGAAUGGUGGACGGGGCGGCUGGAACUGGACCGUAGGAUGGAGGUUCUCACCACUUCCCUAGAGAAGUAUGUGCUGGGCUGCUGGCGGGGGCUGUUGCUGCCAUCCAGUGAGGACCCCGGCCCUGCCCAGGAGGCCUCCCGUCUACAAGAAUUGCUGCAGGAAUGUGGCUGGAAAUAUCCUGACCACACUCUGCUGAAAAUCAUGCUCAGCGGUGCCAGUACCCUCACCCCACAGGACGUUCAGGCCCUGGCUUAUGGGCUGUGCCCAGCCCAGCCAGAAAGAGCCCAAGAGCUCCUGAGUGAGGCAGUAGAGCGUCUACAGGGUCAGACGGUACCAAGCAGUAGGCAUCUUGUCUUGGUGCUGGACAAGGACCUACAGAAGCUCCCGUGGGAGAGCAUGCCCAGCCUCCGGGCCCUGCCUGUCACUCGGUUGCCCUCCUUCCGAUUCCUACUCAGCUACUCCAUCAUCAAAGAGUCUGGGGCCUCGUCGGUGCUGAGCCAAGGAGUGGAUCCUCGCAGUGCCUUCUACGUCCUGAAUCCCCACAAUAACCUGUCAAGCACAGAGGAGCAAUUCCGAGCCCAUUUUAGCAGUGAAGCUGGCUGGAAAGGGGUGGUCGGGGAGGUGCCGAGCCCGGAACAGGUGCAGGCGGCCCUGACGGAGCAUGACUUGUACAUCUAUGCAGGGCAUGGGGCCGGUGCCCGCUUCCUGGACGGGCAGGCUGUCCUGCGGCUGAGCUGCCGGGCGGUGGCCCUGCUGUUUGGCUGCAGCAGUGCAGCCCUGGCUGUGCGUGGAAACCUGGAGGGUGCUGGCAUCGUGCUCAAGUAUAUCAUGGCUGGCUGCCCCCUGUUUCUAGGUAACCUCUGGGAUGUGACUGACCGUGACAUUGACCGCUACACAGAGGCUUUGCUGCAGGGCUGGCUUGGAGCAGGCCCAGGAGCCCCACUUCUGUACUACGUCAGCCAGGCCCGCCAGGCUCCCCGACUCAAGUAUCUUAUUGGGGCUGCACCUGUAGCCUAUGGCUUGCCUGUCUCCCUGCAGUGACCCCUUGGAGCUCUCCUGUUGCUGAUAGAAGCCAUGUGACUGUUCUACCUCCAAACUUAGAUUUGGCCCUUACAAUAAAUAUUUUAAAUGAUUUUCCCCAGUGUUUUAUAUGAAACAUUUCCUUUUGAUUUAAUUUUUAAUAUAAUAAAGAUACAUCA